AGUCUCGCUUUGUCACCCUGGCUGGAGCACAGUGGCGUGAUCAUAGUUCACUGCAGCCUCGACCUCCUGGGCUCAGGUGAUCCUCCUACCUCAGCCUCCUGAGUGGUUAGGACUCUAGGCAGGCAUGAGACCACUCUUUAGGGAAAAAGCAAAGUCGUGGGUAUGGAACUGUGAAUAUCAUGCCCUUCAUUUAGCACAGCAUGCCAGUGAACAGGAUGGCACAACACAGAUCUUGAUCUCAUGCAGGGAGUUCAUGGUGCUAUCCUGGGCUCCUCCCUGCAUGUCGUUAAUGUUAUCUGGAAGACAGAGCCAGCAGCUGUGCAUGAAGGGAUAUGCCCAUAUGAACAGAGUUGCUGGAGGCAGUAGCUUCACAGGUGAAUCACAGACAGGGCAAGAUUGGAAACAUGGCCAAACAUGAGGACAGCAAAAAGUCUGGAACCAGAACUGCUGACUUCACAUUGUUAAAUAUGAAGAAGAGAAGCUGGAAAAAUCAGCAUCAGUCAAAAUGAUCCAUGUCAAAUCUGAUUCCGGUCAGUACAGUGUUGGGAUGGGGUGUCUGUUCUCAGUAGCAGCCCGUUUACCACUUUUCUCUUGAACUGGCCACAAGCCUCCUACUUAAUUUGACGUGAUAUGCCUGGAAAAUGUACACAUAUGUUUGGUAUAAUGUAGCCACAGGGGCCAAUCACGAUUUUUAUUUUCAUGGCGUGCAUCAAAUUUUUACUAUAGUAAAUCCACAAGUAAACGAACAUCUUACUCGGUAAGACUGAUGGCACUCAGAAACCCUCUUCAGUGACAUUCUGAUGGAUACCAUUUUGGGGGAACUUGGGUUGAUUUAUUGUUUUAUUUAAAUCUCAGGGUGUUGGGCUAGGCACGGUGGCUCACACCUAUAAUCCCAGCAUUUUGAGAGGCCGAGACAGGAGGACUGCUUGAGCCCAGGAGUUUGAGACCAGCCUGGGCAACACAGGGAGACCCUGUCUCCUUAAAAAAAAAAAAAAAAAAUAGAAAUCUCAAGGUAUUUAUUUUGCUAUAUAUGUUUCUGGUUGCAGAUUUCUCUAUAAUAAGCUAGUCAUUAGACCUCCAGUUGUUAGUGUUUGUGCUACUUUUUUAUCAAACUCUUUGGAGCUGUCACUCGUCAGUACUACAGGUUAAGUGUCCCUUAUCAGAAAAUCCAAAAUGCUGGAAAAUCCAAAACUUUUUGAAUGCCAACACGAUGCUCAGAGGAAGUACUCAUUGGCGCAUUCAGAUUUUGGAUUUCAGAUUUUUGGAUUUGGGAUGUUUAACCAGUAUAAUGCAAAUAUUAAAAAAAAAAAAAUCUGAAAUCCAAAACACUUCUGGUCCCAAGCAUUUCAGAUAAGGGUUACUCAAGCUGAAGCAACUUUACCUCCUACCUUUGUAUUUUAGGAAGGCAGACCUGCCUUUAUGAUAUAGGACUCCCAACUCUUGUCCACUGAUGUGUGGCCACUUAUGGCUUCGGUAUUAAAAAGCCUCUAGGUAUUGGCUUGAGGGAAGGCCAGAGGUAAAGACAAGAAGCCUUCGAUCCUGAAUCCAUAAAAUUAAAAGUCUUUCUAGUUCUCCUUUAAGCCCUGAGCACUUUGGAGAGCAGAAUAUUGGAAUUUGGUUGUUUUCUCUACCCAGAGUAACUAUGGACUAUAAGAUGGUUAUAAGUCUAGCCUGGCACAGUGGGGUGUGCCUGUAGUCCCAGCUACUUGGGAGGCUGAGGCAGGAGGAUUUCUUGAGCCCUGGAGUCCAAGGCCCAAGGCCAGCCUGGGCAAUAUAGCAGGACUCCAUCUCAAAAAAAGAUGAUUUUAAGUCAAAAUAAUGACUUGUAAAAUAGAGCCUGCUAAUAACAAACAUGCAAAAAUCACAUACACCUAAAUGAACGUUGUAUUUUAAAGCAAGCUUGUCCAACCCAUGGCCCAACACAGAAUCAUACACCUUUUUAAAACAUGAGAUUUUUUUGAGAUUUUCUUUUUUUAGCUCAUCAGCUAUUGUUAAUGUAUUUUGUGUGUGGCCCAAGAUAAUUCUUCUUCCAAUGUGGUCCAGGGAAGCCAAAAGAUUGGACACCCCUGUGUCAGUAGUCUUUCUUGGUCUCACAUCUUUUUCUGCACCUGCUUCCCUCUUUGUUUUCCAUUGCUUCACUCAACUUAGCUGUACCCUCUGCGUUUGUUCUUUGGAGGGGCACUGGGACCGGGCUGGGGAAGGGAUCUCGUCCUUCUGAGCUUUCCUGCUGUGCAUUCACGUGCUGCUGGCUGGUGAGCAGCCUCCAUACAUGCAGUUGGGGAGGAGAUGCCUUCAAGAGAAGCACACCCGUACUACACUUGGAAAUAAGGCUGUGUGAUAGAUCUCUUGCUCUUCACAGGUGGGUCUCUUUGUGGACUUUUUUGUGCGACUCUUCACCCAACUCAAGUUCGGAGUGGUACAGACGUCGGUGGAGGAGUGUAGCCAGAAAGGCUGCCUCGCUCUGUCUCUCCUUGAACUCCUGGGUUUUAACCUCACCUUUGUCUUCCUGGCAAGCCUCCUUGUUCUCAUUGAGGUUGUUGAGGGUAAACCAGAGAACCAAUGGAUUUUGAGUUAUGGGUGUGCCUGCUCUACUCCAUCAGCCCGUGGCAGCAGGUUCUGGGAUACCCGAAGUCAAAUGCUAUCUGAAUGGUGUGAAGGUGCCAGGAAUCGUCCGUCUCCGGACCCUGCUCUGCAAGGUCCUUGGAGUGCUGUUCAGUGUGGCUGGAGGGCUCUUUGUGGGGAAGGAAGGACCCAUGAUCCACAGUGGUUCAGUGGUGGGAGCUGGCCUCCCUCAGUUUCAGAGCAUCUCCUUACGGAAGAUCCAGUUUAACUUCCCCUAUUUCCGAAGCGACAGAGACAAGAGAGACUUUGUAUCAGCAGGAGCGGCUGCUGGAGUUGCUGCAGCUUUCGGGGCCCCAAUCGGGGGUACCUUGUUCAGUCUAGAGGAGGGUUCGUCCUUCUGGAACCAAGGGCUCACAUGGAAAGUGCUCUUUUGUUCCAUGUCUGCCACCUUCACCCUCAACUUCUUCCGUUCUGGGAUUCAGUUUGGAAGCUGGGGUUCCUUCCAGCUCCCUGGAUUGCUGAACUUUGGCGAGUUUAAGUGCUCUGACUCUGAUAAAAAAUGUCAUCUCUGGACAGCUAUGGAUUUGGGUUUCUUCGUCGUGAUGGGGGUCAUUGGGGGCCUCCUGGGAGCCACAUUCAACUGUCUGAACAAGAGGCUUGCAAAGUACCGUAUGCGAAACGUGCACCCGAAACCUAAGCUCGUCAGAGUCUUAGAGAGCCUCCUGGUGUCUCUGGUAACCACCGUGGUGGUGUUUGUGGCCUCGAUGGUGUUGGGAGAAUGCCGACAGAUGUCCUCUUCGAGUCAAAUCGGUAAUGACUCAUUCCAGCUCCAGGUCAUAGAAGAUGUGAAUUCAAGUAUCAAGACAUUUUUUUGUCCCAAUGAUACCUACAAUGACAUGGCCACACUCUUCUUCAACCCUCAGGAGUCUGCCAUCCUCCAGCUCUUCCACCAGGACGGCACUUUCAGCCCCGUCACUCUGGCCUUGUUCUUCAUUCUCUAUUUCUUGCUUGCAUGUUGGACUUACGGCGUUUCUGUUCCAAGUGGCCUUUUUGUGCCUUCUCUACUGUGUGGAGCUGCUUUUGGACGUUUAGUUGCCAAUGUCCUAAAAAGCUACAUUGGAUUGGGCCACAUCUAUUCAGGGACCUUUGCCCUGAUUGGUGCAGCGGCUUUCUUGGGCGGGGUUGUCCGCAUGACCAUCAGCCUCACUGUCAUCCUGAUCGAGUCCACGAACAAGAUCACCUACGGGCUUCCCAUCAUGGUCACGCUGAUGGUGGCCAAAUGGACAGGGGACUUUUUCAAUAAGGGCAUUUAUGAUAUCCACGUGGGCCUGCGAGGCGUGCCGCUUCUGGAAUGGGAGACAGAGGUGGAAAUGGACAAGCUGAGAGCCAGCGACAUCAUGGAGCCCAACCUGACCUACGUCUACCCGCACACCCGCAUCCAGUCUCUGGUGAGCAUCCUGCGCACCACAGUCCACCACGCCUUCCCGGUGGUCACAGAGAACCGCGGCAACGAGAAGGAGUUCAUGAAGGGCAACCAGCUCAUCAGCAACAAUAUCAAGUUCAAGAAAUCCAGCAUCCUUACCCGGGCCGGUGAGCAGCGCAAACGGAGCCAGUCCAUGAAGUCCUACCCCUCCAGCGAGCUGCGGAACAUGUGUGAUGAGCACAUUGCCUCUGAGGAGCCGGCUGAGAAGGAGGACCUGCUGCAGCAGAUGUUGGAGAGGAGAUACACUCCCUACCCCAACCUAUACCCUGACCAGUCCCCGAGUGAAGACUGGACCAUGGAGGAGCGCUUCCGCCCUCUGACCUUCCACGGCCUGAUCCUUCGGUCGCAGCUUGUCACCCUGCUUGUCCGAGGAGUUUGUUACUCUGAAAGCCAGUCGAGCGCCAGCCAGCCGCGCCUCUCCUAUGCCGAGAUGGCCGAGGACUACCCGCGGUACCCCGACAUCCAUGACCUGGACCUGACGCUGCUCAACCCGCGCAUGAUCGUGGAUGUCACCCCAUACAUGAACCCUUCGCCUUUCACCGUCUCGCCCAACACCCACGUCUCCCAAGUCUUCAACCUGUUCAGAACGAUGGGCCUGCGCCACCUGCCCGUGGUGAAUGCCGUGGGAGAGAUCGUCGGGAUCGUCACACGGCACAACCUGACUUCUGAAUUUCUGCAGGCCCGGCUGAGGCAGCACUACCAGACCAUCUGACGGCCCAGCCCACCCUCUCCCGGGGCUGCCUGGGGAGGCAGCUUAUGCUCGCUCCGGCUGGCACAGUUGGCUGGGGCUGUUCCGGGGCAUGGAAGAUUCCCAGUCACCCAUUCAGAAAGCCUGGAGUCAUCGGACACCUUGCUGGUCAGAGGUCCUGGGGGUGGUUUUGAACCGUCAGAGCUUGGACUUAGAUUCUGACUUCCCCAGCAAGGAUCUUCCCACUUCCUGCUCCCCGUGUUCCCACCCUCCAGUGUUGGCACAGGCCAACCCCUGGCCCCACCAGAGCCAGAAGCAGAGGUGGAAUCAGGCGGGCCCCGGGCUGCACUCCGAGCCGUGUUCCUGGCCGUCUCCGCUACUUUCCUAGAGAACCCGGCUGUUGCCUUAAAUGUGUGAGAGGGACUUGGCCAAGGCAAAAGCUGGGGAGACGCCAGUGACAACAUUCAGUUCAUGACUAGAUUUAGGAAUUGGGCACUGAGAAAAUUCUCCAUAUUUCAGAGAGGCCUUCCCUUGCUUGGGACUCCGAACACGGGCUCCUCGCUGGUUUGUUCUAAGGGAAACACUGCGCUCCUGGGUGUGAGCCGCGGCUCUGGCCCUGCCCCUGUGGUUUGACUCUCCUUACAACCACCACCCACCAGAAACACACAGCAUUAAAAUCACACUAAUAACCCCCGAUGGUCAAUCUGAUAAUAGGAUCAGAUUCACAUCUACCCUAGUUCUUAACAUUUCAGCUUUCUGUCCGUCUGCAGGUUAUUCCCAGCCUCCCAGUAACACGUUGCUACCCAGACCCUUUUCAUGUCCUUACGUUUUGAUCUCCGUCUUCCUGCUGAAGCAGGCAGAGCUCAGAGGAUCUUGGCAUCAUCCACCAAAGCUAGCUGAAAGCAGGGCACUCCUAGGUAAAGCAGCUUCACUGAACUCUGGGGAAUGGUACCAUUUUUUCCCAAGGUAGAAAGGAAGCACUUCUGAGCCAGUGACCACUGAAAGGUGCGUGCUGUGAUAAAGCAGAGGCCUAUUCGAGGAAGAGGGUGUCUGCCCUUCACAAGCACCUCUCUCUCCCCUGCACUCGCCGUCCCAGGCUUACAUACAGAGGCCCUUCAGGAGGGCCUCCCGCGCCACGGGGAGGGUGCGUGGGGAGGAUGCUUCCUGCCAGCACAUGGCUGAGGGUUUCGCGUGAAGCGUGGGAACCACCCCAUCGUCCAGUGACAUCAUUCUUCUCCAGGCCGGCUGGCGCCCUCUGACUAGGCACCCAAAGUGAGCAUCUGGGCAUCGGGUAUUUGCACUUAUCUUCCCCCACCUUCUCCGUGGCAUCUCAGUUCCAGCAGACAUCCCUGGGGCAGGCGUGCUUUGGCUCGAGAUGGCCUUCAUUUACGUUUAGCUUUUUUCAAAACUGUGGAGGUUGCCCACGGGCCUCGGCACCCGGCCCCGGCAGCACAGCUCUCUCAGGCCCAGCCCUGGGUGACCUCCUUGGCCAAGGCUGCCUUUCACCCUGGGGUGGGCAUUAGUCCUGGCUCUGCCGGUCCAGAUCUUGCACUCAGCACACUCUAGGGAGUAAUUCCACUCCAGAGACAGGGCUGCUUCGAGGUCUUUUCCAGCUGACUGUGGCCCCUCCAUUUUCCCCAUUUUCUUACCACUCUGACCAAAAUUGCUUUGACUUCUGAAUGUUUCUGCUUCCCAGAAUGCACCCGGCUUGUGAAACGGGGAUGAUACUCCCAGGAAAUAGUGCAGGACAUCACAAGGACCCAAAAGGCAAUUCUUACUUAAAUGUGACUCUUUGGCCAGCUGCUGCUGUGUUUUAUGGCAGUGUUCAGAGCUUGAUCACGUUAUUUCUUCCUUUUAUUAAGAAGGAAGCCAAUUGUCCAAAUCAGGAGAAUGGUGUGAUCACCUGUCACAAUGCUUCAUCCCUUCUCCCGGCCCCUUCCCGGAGCUGGCAGAACUAACGCCCUGCAGGAGAACCCCGGCCUCUGGAGGGCUGGAUCAGCAGCCGCCUGCCUCGAGGCUGCCCUGGUGAAUGUUGCUGGAAUUCAUCCCUCGUGCACAUCCUGUUGUGUUUAAGUCACCAGAUAUUUUGUUCCCAUCAGUUUAGCCCAGAGAUAGACAGUAGAAUGCGAAUACCUCCCUCCCGUAAACUGACUGGACGGCUGCCAAGGAGGCCCCAAACCCAGCCCCGUGCGGAGGCACGUGGUUUCCUGUUCUCUCUGCAUCUGCCCUUUCCAGAUAAGCCCAAAGACAACAACUAACUUCUCCACUCGUGACAAAUCAACUGUGAGCCUCACUCCUUCCAUUUCUGUCCAUUAGAAACCAGCCUUUUCAGCACCUCACCCAUUAGCCGCCCCACCGCCCAGCCAUCAGGCGCCUCAGUAAGGAGAUCCGCGGAUGGGGAGCCUGCGGGUGGCCAGAGGCGGUGUUUGUGUUUCGUCUCCAGCUCCGUGUUCCAUGGCUCCUAGGCGAGGUGAUCAGGGAGUGGGGCCAGUGGGUCCCCGGCCCUGGCUGUGGGACCUUGUGCUGAGGGAUGAUUUGCUGCUGACCUUGAUUAACUUAACAGUUCCCAACUGGAAGGGACACUUUCUGGACCCAGUCCACUGUAUGGCAUUUGUGAUGCAGAAUUAAGCACUGACAUGACCCUGGGUGACAGGAAAGCCUUUCGAGAGGCCCAAGGUGGCCUCGCCAGCCCUGCAGUAUUGAUGUGCUGUAUUGCCCCACGGCUCUGCAGACCUUGGCCAUUGCCGCAGUCAGCUUCCUUUUUUCUGUUUGCACUGUUUGUAUGAUGUUAGCUAAUUCCACUGUGUAUAUAAAUUGUAUUUUUUUUAAUUUGUAAAAUGCUAUUUUUAUUUGAACCUUUGGAACUUGGGAGUUCUCAUUGUAACCCUAACAUGUCAGAAUAAAAUGUCUUCUGUCUC
Molecule: messenger RNA, 7651 nt
Organism: Piliocolobus tephrosceles (Ugandan red Colobus)
Lineage: Eukaryota; Metazoa; Chordata; Mammalia; Primates; Cercopithecidae
Gene: CLCN6
Product: Cl-/H+ antiporter 6
Exons: 19
Coding region: 2574-4757 (727 amino acids)
Biological process (GO): transmembrane transport; chloride transport
Cellular component (GO): lysosomal membrane; intracellular membrane-bounded organelle
Molecular function (GO): voltage-gated chloride channel activity
Source: RefSeq, a predicted model, not a curated record